Messenger RNA from Peronospora belbahrii, 951 nucleotides. Lineage: Eukaryota; Oomycota; Peronosporomycetes; Peronosporales; Peronosporaceae. The record is from the annotation of a GenBank genome assembly.
AUGAGUGAACCGGAGAUGGUACGACGUCUUAUGCGUAGCCAACGCGUAUGGUGGUGGAUGGGUUCAUUAGUUAUAGGCAGUGUAGGUUUAAUAGCCUUUGGACCGGAACUUAAACUUGGCAUGAGCAAACACACGGCAGAAGUAGCGUCUCGUUCGCUCCAGGAUGAGACACUGAGAGGCAACACACGGGAGCUGGCAUCACAGAUUGUGCAGACAGUACUGAAUGACCCCAAGGUGUUGGAUCAAGCAUGUGGAUUUUUGCAAAGGCUUGUGAUGAUGGAAUCGACACGUAAAACCUUGAGGGCCUUGGUGAUUCAUACGCUGGACGAUCCAAUGAUUCGGUCGCAAGCGGCGGACUUGACCAAGCAAACAAUGGCGGCGCUACUGAGAGAUCCUAAUACGCUGCAGCAUAUUGUAAACUUGAUACGCAUGACAGUACUGGACCCACAUGCAAAAGAGGCAUUGCUGGUGCUCUUGGAGCAGAUUAUGCAAGACAAACAAACGCGAGGACAAUUGACGCAGUUGUUGGCACAUACUUUGUUGCAAGAUAUAGUGAAGCAGAAUGUGGUCAAGACUCUUAGUGACUCGGUUCAUGACGUUUUGAGCCAAGGAGACGUUCAAAAUCAUGCCAAAGAGUUUGUCAGUGGUGUGGUUCAAGACCAGACCGUACAAGCUCAAAGCGGAGAGGCAAUCUGGGGUACUUUCAUGUACGCGCUCACGCCUAGAUGGCUUUCGUGGAUAUGGGAGAACCCGAAUGAGCUGGCUAACGAUAGUGCGCCCACAUCCCUAUCAGCAGAGGCGGCCAAAGUUAUGGUAGCUGCAACAAUUGUUGAAAACGAGCUGGCAAAGCAAAAGAAGAAGGAUCAAGAUGACGACACGUCCUCGGCGGAGGGAACAAAUGAUAAGCCAGCAAUGUCUACCGUGCCAUCACACGCACAUUCUGCUGAAUAA